Molecule: messenger RNA, 1116 nt
Organism: Balearica regulorum gibbericeps (East African grey crowned-crane)
Lineage: Eukaryota; Metazoa; Chordata; Aves; Gruiformes; Gruidae
Source: RefSeq, a predicted model, not a curated record
GCUGCAAAUAUCUUGAAAACACUUCAAACAAAAUUUGAGCAUCUUGUGUUGAUGUAUGAGAAUCCUUCUAUUCAGCAAAAAGCACUAGCCUCAAUUCCCCUCCAGCAAUUGAAAGGGAAGGCUCAGAAAAAGCUAGCACAAGCUACAAAACUGGACAAAGGUGCACAUGUGAAUGAAGAGGACUUCUUGUUGUUGGAGCUCUUGGACUGGUUUAAGAAUGACUUUUUUCAUUGGAUAAAUAAUCUUCCUUGCAGCAGGUGUGGUGGGCAGACAGAGCCUAAAAGUGACUACCUGUUGCCUACCGAUGAUGAUCUCAGGUGGAACGUCAGUCGAGUGGAAAAUCAUUACUGCAACCAGUGUCAGUUCUGUAAUAGAUUCCCAAGGUAUAACAACCCUGAAAAACUUCUGGAAACCAGAUGUGGACGCUGUGGCGAGUGGGCUAACUGUUUUACACUGUGUUGCAGAGCUGUAGGGUUUGAAGCUAGAUAUGUCUGGGACUGUACAGAUCAUGUGUGGACUGAAGUAUAUUCUUCGUCUCAGAAAAGAUGGCUUCACUGUGAUCCCUGUGAAAAUGUCUGUGAUAAACCUCUUCUCUAUGAAACUGGGUGGGGAAAGAAGCUCUCCUACAUAAUUGCGUUCUCCAAAGAUGAGGUUGUUGAUGUCACCUGGAGAUACAGCUGUAAGCAUAAAGAAGUACUUUCUAGAAGGACAGCUCUCAGUGAAGCUACACUGCGUGAAACAAUUAACGGACUAAAUAAAAGGAGACAACGAUCUAUGUCAGAAAAUAGAAAAAGAGAGCUCUUGGAAAGAACAAUUGUGGAGCUUGUUGAAUUUAUUUCUCCUAAAACACCUAAACCCGGAGAAUAUGGUGGAAGGACAUCAGGUUCGAUGGCUUGGCGAGUAGCCAGAGGUGAAACUGGUCCAGAGAAAAGAAAAGAAGUAAUUUUUAUUCCCUCUGAAAAAGAGAAGACAUCUAAACUCUUCCACCUCAUCUACAAUAUAGUAGAAGACAGUUAUACACGGAUUUCCAAUAAUAAUGAAAAAAUAACUGGCUGGGAAACAGGUGUUUGGAAGGCAGAGUCUAUUUGGAGAAAGGUUGAAACAGAUUGGAAAAUG